CGCCGUGAGGGAGCGAUGGCGGCGGCGGCGGCGGCAGGGCCGGGGUUCGGGCCCGGCGAGCGGCAGCGGCGGGUGCAGGCGCUGAGCGCGGCGCUGCGCGGCCGCCUCGGACCGUACGAGCCGCUUCUGGGCGCCCUGCAGGCCGCGCUGGUGUGGGAGCGGCCGGGCCGCAGCGCGCUGUGCUGGGCGGCGGUGCACGGCCUGUUCUGGUUCUUUGCUCUGACUUCCCUUCGUUUGCUUUUCCUGGUUGCGUUUACCCUCCUAGUAGUAGUGUGUAUAGACCAGUGGAAGCAUAAAAUCUGGCCAGAAAUUGGAGUGGCGAGACCUGACGAAUUAGACAAUGAGAGCUGGGGAUAUGUCCACCCUCGGCUGCUUGGACUGCCAGAGCUCUGUCACCAUUUGGCUGAAGGAUGGGUGGCUGGGACCAACUUCUUAAAUAAUCUCUUCAUUUUCAAGAGGCAAAGCCCUGGCAAGUUUUGCCUUCUAGUGUGUGGAGUCUUCACUUUCCUGGCUGUCCUUGGUCGGUACAUCCCUGGACUCUUGCUCUCGUACUUGCUGUUGCUCCUCGUCCUGCUGUGGCCCCUCGCCGUGUACCACCGGCUGGGGCAGCGCAUGUACCUGCGGCUGGAGCCGGCUCUGCAGCGGCUGGACUUCAGCGUCCGGGGAUACAUGAUAGCCCGGCAGCGGGAGAGGCAACUGCGUGCCCAGGCCCUCGGUCAGGAGGCCACGGACGAUGGGAGCGACAGCGAAGAGGAGCUGGCUGCAUUCUGCCCCAAGCUGGAUGACUCUGUGGUCGCUAAGGAACUGACCAUCUCUGACUCGGAGCAUUCAGAUGCUGAGGUUUCCUAUACUGAAAAUGGGAUGUUUAACCUUUCGAGGGGCCAGACUCCCCUGACAGAGGGAUCAGAAGACCUGGACGGACACAGUGACCCAGAAGAAUCAUUUGCCAGAGAUCUCCCUGACUUCCCUUCCAUCAACCCAGAAGCAACUGGCAUAGAUGAUGAAGACGACACCAGCAUUGGGAUCCCAAGCCUGGCAUACCGCCCACAAGGGACAGAGGAUCUGCAUCUCCCGUACGACCAGGAGGAGUCUGGCGCGCUGCCGUCGGUGCAGAAUCUCACCAACAACAUCGCUGGCUUUGUCACCAGGGGGAUGAUCCAGCUGGCACUGUCAGGAGCCCCUCAGCCAGGCUCCUCACGCAGCACCAAUCCCCAGAGAGGGGCAAAGACUCACCUCAGAGCAGUCAGCUCGGACUUGGACACUGAUGCCGAAGGGGAUGAUUUUGAACUGCUGGAUCAGUCUGAGCUGAACCAGCUGGAUCCUGCUGGCUCCCGAGGCCAGUAAGCCAUCCCAUCACUUCCCUCUGGUUUUCUAUUGCGCGUCACGGAGGGAAUCCUGGAAGGAAAAGUCUUGCACAGUUCUCUCAAUCGUCUCCUGUGAGUCUGAGUGACGUGACAGCCAGUCCUGGCUGGGAACAUCACUGUGACUUGUGACUCUGUAGCCUCGCUUGGAUUUUAAAAUAAAGGACACUGGUAAUCCCUAGGGAGAGACAUUGAUGGGAUAGGUCCACAAUCACCCUGUGCUGUCUGCCAGGAUGCUGCCUGCUCCAAACUUCCUCAUCUAAGACAAUAAAUGUGGUGUCUGCA
This is a messenger RNA of Chiroxiphia lanceolata (lance-tailed manakin), 1646 nucleotides long. RefSeq names its product reticulophagy regulator family member 3 (gene RETREG3). The transcript is spliced from 9 exons. Gene Ontology annotation, biological process: reticulophagy. The record is from RefSeq and is a predicted model, not a curated record. NCBI's taxonomy places the organism in Eukaryota, Metazoa, Chordata, Aves, Passeriformes, Pipridae. The coding region runs from base 16 to 1344 and encodes 442 amino acids.